Varroa destructor (honeybee mite) is the source of this 4108-nucleotide messenger RNA. Its product is annotated as sorting nexin-19-like. The record is from RefSeq and is a predicted model, not a curated record. Gene Ontology annotation, cellular component: intracellular membrane-bounded organelle. Gene Ontology annotation, molecular function: phosphatidylinositol binding. Lineage: Eukaryota; Metazoa; Arthropoda; Arachnida; Mesostigmata; Varroidae.
ACCUUGUAUCUUGCGUGCGGGCGCGCGCUUUUUCAAAUAUCCAUCAAGCAUUAACACUCGGGCCGCUAAAACGGCGGCAUACACGACAGCUGGUGUUUAGGAAAGCAGCUAUCACAUUUGAAUAUAUUAGUGGUCACAAUUAAUUAAACGAAAGAGUGAUUAAUUUGAUUGAUUUUGCAUGAAAAGUUUUAGAGCUCUUGGCUAGAUUUCGGGUAUUUACCAAAAACACGGAGUCUUUAGAAAAGGGUCAAAUUUCCUAUUUGCACUACACCAUAAGUUUUACGAUUAGGCCGGACUACAAGAAACGAUCAUUGUUUCCGGUUGACAUUUCGGCUGAAGGCAAACUCGGUGAACUAGAUAUUCAUCAUGACUGUUUGCAGGGGCGUUUAAUGUUUAGCAUUGUAUUGUGAUGUUUCCAGUGGGAUUUUGUGUUUCGAUAAGAGACUGCGAUACGGCAUGGGAUUGAAACGAACGAUAAAAACCUGUUUUUCUUCAACAAAAGACGACACGAAAUGUGUACUGGUGAUACCGAUAAUUGUGGACUCGUUUUGACUUAAGGCACGCGUUGACCUUAGCAGGUGUUUUUCAACUUUAAUACCCUUCUACGAGUCAGAGGCAAGAGCACUGUUCGGAUCGAUGCCAGGACUUCAGUUAUUGUCAUUAGCGCCAUACGUAGCGAUUGGAGCGAGCUUUAGCUCAUUCCAAUCCCACAGCCGGCAUCAGGGUUUUCUCCAUAAGCCGCGCAACACCUGCUGCUGUUACUUCCAUUCGACGACCUGUUGGCAAGGUGUCAGGAACUCUAAUUGCCAUGGAGCUAUUGGGGUGUUUAGUGCCACUAUAUGUAAUGCACCGACUCGUGCCGUUUGCGUGCGGGGCGUGUGUGGGCUUAGCAUGCUACGUACUGGCACGUCGUCUAGCUGUACGGCCCCCCCGUGCCCGGCUAACGUGGGCCGUCACCCGCCUUCUGCGAGCUGCACGAUUUCGCGGUACCAAUGAAUCGUUUUCGCGAGCCGAGCUUUGUCCCGUCGCAAGUGCGUACCAUAAUGCCGAGCCGCAUAUGCCGCUUCUUACGCCUGAGCUUCAUUCAGAGGUGGCUGGCGUUGUGGACAGCAUUCUUCAGGGUUUUAUUCUGCCCUGGUAUUCGCCUUUAUCUGAAUCUGAAGAGUUUCCCCGACACAUCGAAGGAAUUCUCGAGGACACAUUUCUUGAGCUAUCCCACAAACUAGCCCUCAUUCACCCCUCACGUGCUUUGCAAGUGUCCCUCGAAAUAUUGUGUUGUCACAUUCAACAGCUGCCCCGCUGUCAGCAAUCUUCCGAGUCGCUUGGGGCAGAUCACCCAGCUGCUGUGGAUCGCAGAAGCGAAUGGCUUUACCUACAAAGCUUAGCCACUCUUGCUCUCAGGCUUGUGGAACCCGGUGACAUUCUCACCGCUAAGGCGGUUCAUUUACUUGUUCUUCACAUUAUCUGCCGAAAUGUGUUACUUCCGCUGGUUGACUUGAUCUCGAAGCCUGGCAUAAUUUACUAUAUUGUGGUGGCUGUGUGCACACCGAACUCAAUUGGUGAAAAAGAAGAGACUGGCUUAUCUUCACCGGAUGCAACGUCUACCGACAUUGCUGUUGAGGCGAAAGGUUUUGGAGGUGUACAAGAGCCAUCAGUCAACGAUGUUCUUAACGUGAUCGUACCAACUAGUCUAAGCACCCGGCACUCCUUCUCGCUACCGGCUACAAGUUCGUUACGACACAGUCAUCUCCGAAGUCACAAUUCUGUCGACAUCGAACGCGCGGUCGAAGCCGAUAACUUUGCAUAUGGCUCAGCUGUACACAAGGUGCGCAUUACUAAGACGGAGUCGCGUAGUGAGCUUAACAAGGGUGUAUAUACAGUAUACUGUAUCGAAUAUCAAUCUCAGAUGGGAGGCCCAUUAUACCGAACCAGACGUCGCUUCAAUGAAUUCAUCAAUUUGCAGACAUCCCUUAGAAAGCUGGGCAGAUUCGACCUGUCACUUAGAGGAGUUAAGGGCCCUUCAAGGUGGCUGGCGAACCCGUUCGUGAACGAUAAAAAGAAUGUUAUAAAUCGAAAAAUAUACCUCCAAAAUUAUCUUAUACAGUUGUCAGGUAUACCUGAAGUGGUACGCACGGUUCAGUUCCAGCUAUUUAUGGGAGUAUUAGGUGAGCCGGACAACUAUUUUACUGGGGGCUUGGCAACGGCAACAAGCAGUUUGCUACGAAUUGACCAUAUGCUCGCAGAAGGCGUUCGCGGAGCCCUAGAUCUGAUUAAAACGGCCCUUCCAGGGAAUGUUUCCCUCAACAAAGAAAUUAAUGAUGAUCCUCAUGUAGCGAAUGCCAUUUAUCGUAGCAAUAUCUGGGAACAGCAGCCAGUACAGCACCAACCGCCACCUAGUAGCUUUGUGGAAUUUAAAUACGACCGUGAUACUAGCAGUCGUCGGUUAAGACAAGCCGUGCUGAACUAUAUAGACAGCUUCGAUUUGGCGUCCUCUCCGGAAUUUUCGCCAGUUCACUGCGGGGGAGUCAGUCCAAUGACACCAAUUUUUCCGCAGGCGGCAACUAGAUCUGAAUUUGAUGAGGGAUGUCAGUUGACGGAUACUUGCCAUAAUGCUACCACUGCAGUCGAUGGCCUCCAGUCACUCUUACCAGGAGGACUUCAGCAAUUAUCAGAUCAGUUACAGCUUCGCUUGACGUUCAGCCAGGGUCGCCAAGGACCAUCGUCUGUAAGCGGUGCUGAAUCACUUGGUAGACCUAGAACAACUUCACCUGCGUCUCCGCGUUGCAAUCCAUUGAUCGGGGCAUUGCUUGAUCUCAUCACGGUCAUAUUAGAAGGAAGCGGACAUGGUGCAUCGCGGGUACCUGUUCUUUUAUCCCGUUUGCAAGGUUUGAUAGGGUCUCUAGCGGAGGAGUGGCUGUCCGAUAAACUUGAAGAAACAUUUGCGCCCCAUAAUUGUGCCACAAUGCUGCAUAAGCUACACCUUGUCAUCAGUGGUUUAGCUCAAGCAGGCGGUGAUAUAUCACCUGUCGAACGUUCUCAAGAUGAGGCUCGUCAGGCAUUGCGCUCACUUAUGCCCCCCUGGGCGUUGGCAUAUCUUCCCGUAAUAGACCAACUGAUUGAUGGUGUGCUGGAAGCUCUCAGUCAAGAAAGAUUCAACCGAGCACUCGUCUACAAAUUGGCCGAUGCUCUUCUUGAUUUAUUGGCCUCUGUAGAUAGUAUCGAAGAAUGGACAGCUGGUCACAGAUAAUAUAUUCGUAUUAGUAUAUUAUCCUUUCUAGUACUUAACUUAUUACAAGUACGAAAUUUUUCAUUACGAAAAAGGGGAUCAAACAGUCUUGAAUGAGUUAACUGAAAAAUAGACGUAGAACUGUAUUUCAGUAUUCAAGAUGUGUUGGACGAACUAGUUUCGCGUAAAUGUAAAUCGCAAAGAAUGCAAGUGUAGAAAAUAGUUGAUUGAUAAUAAGUAGCCAUCUCUAACCAAUCUCGUGCAAUCAGAAAUUAACAAAAACAAGUGCUUGAUAGGCGUCAAUCUAUCACCGCGGUUGUUCCGAGAAUGGAUAUUAUGUUUGGUAGUUUAAAAGAUAUUUUUGCGAUACCAUUAGUGAUAAACCAGUACGAUUGUGCGGUAGCUAAAACGGUACUUUAUUGGUCAGAGCUAAUAAUAUUCAAAUGUACUGGUGCGUGAUGUGUUACUAAGAAUUGGAAAAUGAAAUCAUAUACAUAAAUGAUAGUAUGCUUUAUUGCGAUAACGUGUCUGGCUGCCUUCUGAAUUAUUUGAAAAUACCUCUACUAGUUAUAAAAAAAUUAUGUAUAUAUUGAAACAGAGGAUAGUUGGAUAGGUGAUGUAUCUACAGGGUGCAGCACCUAAGUCAGAACCUUGUUUUACACUUUGUUUCUAAGAUCAUAUCUAAAUUAAGACAACAAAAAUUAUUAGAUUUGUCAGAACUAUCUCUGAGAGUCAGGUUUAUUUAGUAUAACCAUUAUUGACCACGAUUACAGCUUCACUUCGCAUCUUCAACCAUUCAUUAUUUUGAAAAUAUUCCUCCCUUAAUCUUCAAAUAACUUAGUCCUACUACCCGUGUGUCAAGCGAUACUAAUAGGCAUGAAC